Molecule: messenger RNA, 2014 nt
Organism: Clunio marinus
Lineage: Eukaryota; Metazoa; Arthropoda; Insecta; Diptera; Chironomidae
Source: the annotation of a GenBank genome assembly
GUCAUCAGUUGACCGCCAGUGGAUUGAGAAUCAUUUGAAAUGUGGAAAAAAAUAUUUCUGCUGUUACUUGUUUUGGACAUAACAUUCGUCAUUGGACAUGAAGUGUUAAAAUGUCAAGAAGCAGCUCAUAUCAGAUCUAUCACAAAUGUGUGUACUGUUGACACACCGAUCCUUGAAAAUGGACAAACUAUCUCAGAAGAAGCUGAUGAGUAUUUGAAUCAAUUCAAAUUGAAUGAAAAUAAAAACACAACACACUUGCCUGAUAACGUGUCAACAGUGUUUCCAAAAAUAAAGGAUUACGAUGGAUCUAGUUGCUCAAUCCGAAAAGUUUACAAAUCUAACUUCGUUGGGUUAUCAAAACUGCAAUAUAUAAAUUUGGCAUACAACGAAAUAAACUCUAUUGAAGAUAAUGCUUUUGAUGGAUUGAGUAAAGUAACAUUUGUAAGUUUAGAUGAUAACAAGUUAGAGAAGUUAACUCAUGGAAUGUUGGGUCCUUUAACAUCGUUGGAACAGCUGAGUUUGACAAAUAAUAAAAUAAAUCAAAUUGAGUUGAAUGCUUUCGAUGGAUUGACGAACUUAGGUAGUUUGGAUUUACAUGAGAACAAUUUGAAUAGAUUAGAUGAUCGUCUAUUUGCACCUUUAACGUCUCUGCUUCAUAUUGGAUUGAAGAGCAACGCAAUUCAGAGUAUCAGCAGAAAUGCUUUUAUUGGCUUAAGCAAUUUAGAUGAAUUGGAUUUGGACCACAAUAAAUUGGAGAGGAUAGAUGAAGGCGUAUUUGAUCCUUUGCGAUCGUUGACUAGUCUUUUAUUAGAAAACAACAAAAUCAAACAAAUUCAUAAAAACGCCUUCAAAAGAUUGCGAAAAUUGACAUUUUUGCAUUUGGAACGAAAUCAUUUGGAAAGAAUUUAUCACAGAUUAUACACGCCUUUGUCAGCAUUGAUUCAUUUGAGUUUAGCACGUAAUAAAAUCAAAGAAAUCGAGCAAAAUGCUUUUAAUGACCUCAACAAGUUAGAAACUUUGGAACUGCAUAACAAUGAAUUGGAAGAAUUAAAUGAUGACAUCUUUUCACAUUUAUCAUCAUUGAAUGAUUUGAGUUUUGCUCGUAAUCAAAUCAAACGAAUCAGCAGAAAUGCUUUUAAUGGAUUGAUUAUGUUAGAAACUUUGGACUUGGGUCACAACAAUUUGGGUUCUUUAGAAAACGAAAUAUUUACUCCUUUGACUUCAGUGCUUUAUAUUCGGAUAGGAAGCAACUCAAUUAAUAAGCUUGAGAAAAAUUCCUUCAAUGGACUAGACAAAUUAAAGAGUUUGUCUUUGGAAAGCAAUAAAUUGGAUAAGUUAGACGAAGGCGUAUUUGCAUCAAUGUCAUCUUUAAUUCAUCUUGAUUUGGAUGAUAAUGAAAUCAAGAAUAUUGAUAAAAAUGACUUUAAUGGGUUGGACAUGCUGACGAAUUUGAAUUUAGAUAACAACAAAUUGGAUAAAAUAGAUGGAGGAAUAUUCGGAACAUUACCAUUGCUAAAUGAACUUCGUUUAUCAAAUAAUUCAAUCAAAGAAAUUGAAGCUGAGAAUUUCCAUGGAUUAGAAAAUCUUACAAGUUUGUUUUUAGAUGAGAACCAAUUGGAAAGAUUAGGAAGCAAUGUGUUCAUGAAUUUGAAAUCGUUAGAAAGUCUUGACAUCUCAUCCAACAAAAUUAGUGAAAUUGAUGAAAAUGCUUUCCAUGGACUGAGUAAAUUAGCAAGUUUGAAUUUUGAACUCAACAUAUUGGAUCGUAUUGAUGACUCAAUUCUCAAGCCUUUGACAUCAUUGCAGGCGCUUAAAUUAACAAACACUACGAUUUAUCCAGAUGCUAAAACAACUCGUUGAUUUAUGAAACUGUAAACCUCUUAUUUUUAUAUUGUAAAUUUCAGAUAUUUGAACAAGUGCAGAGAGUUUUGAAUCCUUACUAAUAAAUGUUAAUUUCUGAUUUUUUUUUGACAAUAAAGUUGAUUUUUUUUCUUUUCAUUCAGAACAUUCAUUU